AAGUCGACAAGCAUUAAAUUUAGGCAUCGUACAUUCAUGUUUUUUUGAUGUCGUAUAGUUUACGAAAUAAGUAAAUAUUUUGAUUGAUUGUUUUAGCAACAGAAAUCUAUUAGAUUAAAUUAUCAUCAUUCGAUAUGUCGAAAAAGAACAUUGUGUUCGUGACCGGCAACGUGAAAAAAUUGGAAGAAGUGAUGCAAAUGUUUAAGAAUUUUUAUAAAGAUUCAGUUCCUUUUAAUUUGUCCAACAGAAACAUCGACUUACCUGAACAUCAAGGCGAACGGGAUGAAAUAUGCAAAAUGAAAGCAUUGGCGGCAUUUGAUAUUAUUAAAGGUCCAUGUAUUGUAGAAGAUACUAGUCUGUGCUUUAACGCUAUUGGUGGACUACCAGGUCCAUAUGUUAAGUGGUUUCUAAAAGCUACUGGUCCUUUAGGUUUAUAUCGUAUGCUCAAAGGGUUUGAAGAUAAAACCGCUAUGGCUGUAUGUACAGUUGCUUAUGUUAAUGAACAGGGUGAAGUGAACAUUUUUAGUGGCGAAACUGAUGGUACAAUUGUAGAGCCAACUGCAAUCGAGACUUUUGGAUGGGAUUCAUGUUUUAAGCCGGAUGGAUAUGAGAUAACUUAUGCAGAAAUGCCUAAAGAAGAAAAAAACUUAAUAUCUCACAGGAUGAAAGCAAUGUAUAAAUUGAAAGAGUUUAUGGACCACAAUGUAGUUAUUUAAAAUGUUACGAAUAAAGUUUUUAUUUUAAAUCAA
Molecule: messenger RNA, 749 nt
Organism: Rhopalosiphum maidis (corn leaf aphid)
Lineage: Eukaryota; Metazoa; Arthropoda; Insecta; Hemiptera; Aphididae
Product: inosine triphosphate pyrophosphatase
Exons: 3
Coding region: 135-716 (193 amino acids)
Biological process (GO): nucleoside triphosphate catabolic process
Cellular component (GO): cytoplasm
Molecular function (GO): nucleoside triphosphate diphosphatase activity
Source: RefSeq, a predicted model, not a curated record